AUGAAGCACAUCAAGAAAAGCAGCAGCUCGUCCAGGCUUGUCUGCGGCGACGACCGUUCGGCGGCGGCGUUGAAGGAGAUGGCCAGGGAGCAGUCCCUGGUGACGCAGCUGCGCGCUGUCGUGCUGCCGGCGAUCCAGCUAGCCGGCGGCGAGCGCGCCGAGGUCGUCGCCCAGAUGUUCGAGAGCAUACUGGACUGCUCGGCCAAGGCCAUAGCCACGCUGAAGCUUCUUCGUCUCGAUCAUUCUCAAGUUGAUGAUGCGGUGCUGCCGACGGCGAUGGUGGACGACAAGACGAGAGUCACGAAGAUCGUCACUGGUGACGGAGAGAAGGACAGCGACGACAAUGCCAAGCCCCUUCGCCGUCAGCGCAAGAGAAGGAGAUUAGCCGAUGACUCCGUGGCGCUUGAAACGCCUGUUCCUCACUACGAUGGCCACCAAUGGAGGAAGUAUGGUCAGAAGAUCAUCAACCACACAAAGCAUCCAAGGAGUUACUACAAAUGCACCUACAAGCAAGAACAGGACUGCAGAGCAACGAAGACGGUGCAACAGCAGCAACAAGACGCCGGCGUCGACGAUGACCCCGCCAUGUACGCCGUCGUCUACUACGGUCAACACACCUGCAAGCCCGGCCAGACCGAUGCUGCCGUCGUCGAGACAGCAAGCACCGGUAGGUGCGGUGAAGGCGGGGGAGAGGAGCAUGCACGGAGCAACAGCCAGUGCAGCAAUAUCUCAGUGACUUGCUCUUCGAUUGUCGUUGACCACCACCAGACGACGACGGCGGCGUCCCUCGAGAGCAGUUGCAACCUGCUCGACAUGGCGGGAGACUUGGCUACUCCAGAGGUGAACCAGUAUGAUCAGCUGUUUGACGUGGAUUCGUUUUCGCCGUUGGAUUUGGGGACGGCCUGGGCGACGGAUGUGAGCGGGCAUGGGCUCCAAAAGUUUGGAGGCUGGUAA
Triticum turgidum subsp. durum (durum wheat) is the source of this 954-nucleotide messenger RNA. The record is from the annotation of a GenBank genome assembly. NCBI's taxonomy places the organism in Eukaryota, Viridiplantae, Streptophyta, Magnoliopsida, Poales, Poaceae.